Molecule: messenger RNA, 1258 nt
Organism: Oryzias latipes (Japanese medaka)
Lineage: Eukaryota; Metazoa; Chordata; Actinopteri; Beloniformes; Adrianichthyidae
Product: 3-hydroxybutyrate dehydrogenase, type 2
Biological process (GO): siderophore biosynthetic process
Cellular component (GO): cytoplasm
Molecular function (GO): 3-hydroxybutyrate dehydrogenase activity
Source: RefSeq, a predicted model, not a curated record
CUUUCGUCUGUCGUUGUGAUUGCUGUGCAGCCAAAAACCGCCGUGAAAGGUGCAUCAUGGGUCGCCUGGAUGGGAAAGUGAUUGUGCUGUCUGAUGCUACGCAGGGAAUUGGACGUGCUGCAGCAAUUGCUUUUGCAAAUGAAGGAGCUCAGGUCACUGCAACAGACAUAAAUGGAGAAAAGCUGAAGAAGCUGGAAGGAAUUAGAGGAAUCAGAACCAAAGUGGUGGAUGUGACCAAAAAGGAGGAAGUGGAAGCUUUGGCUCAAGAACACGCUCAUGUGGAUGUGGUGUUCAAUGUUGCAGUCCGCCGUGAAAGGUGCAUCAUGGGUCGCCUGGAUGGGAAAGUGAUUGUGCUGUCUGCUGCUGCGCAGGGAAUUGGACGUGCUGCAGCAAUUGCUUUUGCAAAUGAAGGAGCUCAGGUCACUGCAACAGACAUAAAUGGAGAAAAGCUGAAGAAGCUGGAAGGAAUUAGAGGAAUCAGAACCAAAGUGGUGGAUGUGACCAAAAAGGAGGAAGUAGAAGCUUUGGCUCAAGAACACGCUCAUGUGGAUGUGGUGUUCAAUGUUGCAGGGUUUGUGCACCAUGGCAGCAUCUUGAACUGCGAGGAGGCUGACUGGGACUUCACAAUGAAUGUCAAUGUGCGGAGCAUGUAUCUCAUGUGCAAGGCUUUCCUGCCCAAGAUGUUGGAAAAGAAAUCAGGAAAUAUUAUUAACAUGUCUUCAGUUGCUUCAAGCAUUAAAGGUGUGGUGAACCGUUUCGUCUACAGCACAUCGAAGGCUGCUGUAAUAGGACUCACCAAAUCCAUAGCGGCAGAUUUCAUCGAGCAAGGCAUCCGCUGCAACUGCAUUUGUCCCGGGACUGUUGAUACUCCGUCCCUCCGGGACAGGAUCCAGGCCCAACCUGACCCAGAAAAAGCAUAUAAGGAUUUCAUGGCUAGACAGAAAACUGGAAGAAUGUGCACGGCGGAAGAAGUUGCACACCUCUGUGUGUACCUUGCCUCCGAUGAGUCCGCCUAUGUGACUGGGACGGAGCACAUCAUUGAUGGAGGAUGGAGUCUAUGAAGAAUCCUUUAUGAUUGGAAAUUUUCAUUCAAAAUUAAAAUGAAGCUGCACUUCUUGAUGGUGAUUCUGUAGAUGUUUUUACUUAGUUGAAGAUUACUUGAAUCAUUGUUGAAAAUAAUGCAGCAUACAGUACUUCAAAUGUGUGUAAUAAAUGUGCCAGAUGAUUAGAAAACAUAAUAAAAACAUUUGAAAACAUG